AUGCCAACCUACGACGACAAGAACAAGUUGAUCAAACACAUGGGCCAGGCCUUCCAGAUGUACUACAAGAAGUAUGAGUCAUACUUUAUUGAAUGUGUAAACGAUAUUCAGUCAUUGGUGCUACUUGAUGGUAUCACUCAUUGCUUCAAGAAUAAUGAGAAUGCCUUGGAUACUCUUGGACCACUUCUGUGUCAUAUUGGACAGUUGGACAUUGGUGUACACUCAAUUUUGUAUCUAAUGACAAGCCCUGCUACCGAACUCUUGGCCGAUCCUCAUCGAUCAUAUGGAAUGAUAAUCGAAGGUUUGAUUGGUAUUUAUGGCCUAGACACCACUCAUCACAACUACUUUGAAGCUGCCAUGAUACUCAUGGUGGCCAACACACUCGGACCUCAGGUCCUUGGAUUGGAACAACGCUACCCAUCAGAGAUCAAACGAUUCUUCAACGAUUACUUUAGCUUCAUCAUUGACAUGGUGCUUGAUGGCAACAUUCAAUUCAUAUUCACGUGUUGGAGGGAGGGAUUGAUCGAUGUUCCCAGGCACAUUGGCAUGCUACUUCGCCAUGUGAUCCCAGUUACAUUAACCAUUGAACCGGGAUUGAACACAUUCAUCUCGGGCUGUCCUGACCCCACCGGGACAUGGAUCAUCUAUAUCGACAUCAUGAUGGAACUGAGGUGUCUCUGGCCAUCACCAACUUCAUUCACACAUGAUCUACUCAAGAAACUUGGAAGAUUCAAAGCGAACCACCGCCUGGCCAUUCAUAUAGUCGAUGCAUACUUCAAUGCCACGGACAGACUCAGAUUGAAUGUUCACGAACAUUGUAAAUUUGAGAAGUCCCUUUAUAGUGGACUCAAGCCUUUAAACAGGAGUCCAUUCACAUCAUCGUCCAAACAAUCAAUCAGUCAAUCACUUCCUCGGCUUCCACUGCUCACACUCAAACAAAUUGUCACACUACUUGUGCUCGAUGACACUAUGACCCCAAGAUGGAAAGUGAUGUUGGCUGGUGUUUCCAAGCUAUUCCAUCAAACUGUGGCCAAGGUAAUGUCGAGUCACCCUAUCCCAUCAAUACACAUCUCGUCAAUGAUCAAUCAUAUUGGCUCACAGUUCUGCUUGUUUCUCGAUACCCCGCUACACCUCACACUGAGCGAGCUGAGCAUGAUCCCACACGAGCACCUCAAUCACUGUAUCAAUCGAAUCGAGUCGAUCAUACUACCAUACAUCAAGACAAACACUGGAUUGUGGAGCAUAAGUGUAUUGGGACCAAAUCUCAACAUGUCUCUCUGA
Messenger RNA from Acytostelium subglobosum LB1, 1281 nucleotides. RefSeq lists its product as hypothetical. Lineage: Eukaryota; Evosea; Eumycetozoa; Acytosteliales; Acytosteliaceae. The record is from RefSeq and is a predicted model, not a curated record. The transcript has 2 exons. The coding region runs from base 1 to 1281 and encodes 426 amino acids.